This is a messenger RNA of Botrytis sinoallii, 243 nucleotides long. RefSeq lists its product as uncharacterized. The coding region runs from base 1 to 243 and encodes 80 amino acids. The record is from RefSeq and is a predicted model, not a curated record. NCBI's taxonomy places the organism in Eukaryota, Fungi, Ascomycota, Leotiomycetes, Helotiales, Sclerotiniaceae. The transcript is spliced from 2 exons.
AUGAUUGAGCACGGUGUUGUUAGCACUCCUGUUGAUACUGUCGUCAGUGUGUCGGCAGAGAGAAUGGGCGCGCGCGGUACAAUAAGCGGCCCAGAACUUCUGGAGAUUUGUUCCGACAUACUAUCGUACACCUCAUUGCAGAAUUCUGCAAUAGGUGAACCCCAAAUUGCCAUUCCUGGAGAAUUACUAGGACGCUCUCAUUGUUUUGAUCAGAGUCCUGGAAUUUCAUGCUCGGAUAGGUAG